AUGCAGGUGCAGGACGCCGUGAUGGCCAGCAAGCGCAAGGGCGCGCCGCACGUCGUCGCGCCCAUCCGGCGCUACGCAACCAGCAAGCUCGCCUACCAGUACUUUGACACCUUACUAAGGGAGACGCAGCUGCAGGUGCAGCAGCUGCAGCAGGCGCUGGCCGCCGCCACCGCAAACGCCGCCGCGGCUGCCGCGCAGCCGGGCGGGGCGGGCGGAGGCGGGAGCAGCGGCGGCGGCAGCGGCGUGGCGGCAGCGCAGGCGGCGCUGGACAAGGCGCAGGCGGCGAGCGAGGCCGUAAUCAAGGCGCCGGACUUCAUCAAUACGAGUGACGUCAUCAGCGCGGUGCUGACCCAGGUGGUGGCUGAGAGCUCCUACGACCUCCUGAUGAGGGAGCUGCUUUACAGCACAAAGGGCCAGGAGCUGUACCUGCGGAACCCGGCCUCCUUCAACAUCGUGCCCGGCCAGGCCAUGUCUUUCGCUGAGCUGGCGGAGUCGGUGCGCCUCACCCGCCAGACCGCCGUCGGCUACAUCAGGGCCGGCCGCCUGGCGGUCCUCGCGCCGCACGCGUCCCACCAGGUCGUGUUCGGCCCCGACGACAGGGUGGUCGUGAUCGCCGAGGAGUACUGA
Messenger RNA from Monoraphidium neglectum, 627 nucleotides. RefSeq lists its product as hypothetical. Gene Ontology annotation, biological process: monoatomic ion transport. Lineage: Eukaryota; Viridiplantae; Chlorophyta; Chlorophyceae; Sphaeropleales; Selenastraceae. The record is from RefSeq and is a predicted model, not a curated record. The transcript is spliced from 6 exons. The coding region runs from base 1 to 627 and encodes 208 amino acids.